CACUGCGCUCGGUAAUUCGGGCGCACUGGAAGCCGCAGUCAACUUUUGCCGGUCACCUAGCGAACAUUACAAAGCAUAGAGCCUCUUUAUAAAAGAUAGCGUAAGAGAAAAAUAACUAAAACAAAUACGGUGAAAUUUCCAUACAAAACGUCUAUUUUUUGCAUCCUCGGUGCUUCUUUGAUAAAACUGUUACAACUGUGAUUUCUGCAAAACUGCGCAAAUUUCUGGGAGAUAUCGAAUAUUGAAUGUUCAAACGUUCCAUCAAACAAAAGAUCAUAAAAUGAUGACUCUGAGGGAAGGCAUGCAUAUGAUCUACGAUUCAUUACUGUUUAUCGGCAUGGCGAUAGUUUAUUUCACUGAAACUAUAAUAUUAACGCUAAUUCCUCGUCGAUAUCGAGCAAAAUCGAUCAAAGGUGAAAUUGCUCUUAUUACGGGUGGUGCUAGUGGAAUUGGCAAACUUAUCGCAAUCAAAUUAGCUAAACUAGGUGCGCAUGUAAUUAUUUGGGACAUCAACAAAAACGGUCUUGAAGAAGUUGCAGAAGAGAUUAGAAAAAUUGGUGGGAAAUGUUGGACGUAUUGUUGCGAUAUAGCUGAUAAAGAGGCAGUGUAUCAUACUGCAAAAGCGGUACAAGUUGAAAUCGGAAAUGUGAAUCUAUUAAUAAAUAAUGCUGGAUAUGUAUACGGGAAGACUUUUAUGGAAUUGCCCGACCGCGAAAUUGAACGAACUUUUAAAGUGAAUAUUUUAUCACAUUAUUGGAUUACAAAGUCAUUCUUGAAAGAUAUGAUGAAAAAUAAUCAUGGUCAUAUUGUGACGAUAGCAAGCGUCGCUGGACUUUUAGGAAUUUACAAUUGUACAGAUUAUUCCGCGACAAAAUUUGCCGCCAUUGGAUGUCAUGAGAGUCUCGUCACUGAACUCAAAGUACAUGGAUAUGAAGGAAUUCAAAUGACUUUAGUUUGUCCUUAUCUCAUUAAUACAGGAAUGUUCAAUGGAGUGAAACCUAGAUUGAUGCCCAUGCUUGAACCGGAAUAUGUUGCCGAAGAAGUGAUUGCAGGUGUAUUAGUGAAUGAGUCAUUGAUAAUAUUACCCCACAUCUUAAGAUAUUUACUGCCGUUUAAAAGCUUAUUACCGAUGAAGAUGAAUUGGGCAUUAAUGUAUCAUAUUUUGAAAGGACCACAAAUCAUGAUGACAUUUAAAGGUCGUGAAUCAAAUGAUACAGUCAGUGAUGAUUAUGGUACAACAAAUUAUAAAGAUAUACGCAAGCAUUAGAAUUAUGUGUGACAAGAUGUAUUAGAACCUUAAUUUAGUUUUCACCCAAAAAAGGGCGAGAAAAAACAUUUAUUGGAAAAAAUUUGUACAAAUUAUUUUAAUAAAAGUAUUUUCCAUCA
Molecule: messenger RNA, 1386 nt
Organism: Solenopsis invicta (red fire ant)
Lineage: Eukaryota; Metazoa; Arthropoda; Insecta; Hymenoptera; Formicidae
Product: estradiol 17-beta-dehydrogenase 11
Exons: 8
Coding region: 281-1267 (328 amino acids)
Cellular component (GO): lipid droplet
Molecular function (GO): oxidoreductase activity, acting on the CH-OH group of donors, NAD or NADP as acceptor
Source: RefSeq, a predicted model, not a curated record